This is a messenger RNA of Microsporum canis CBS 113480, 1647 nucleotides long. Its product is annotated as high-affinity permease for basic amino acids. The transcript is spliced from 6 exons. The coding region runs from base 1 to 1647 and encodes 548 amino acids. NCBI's taxonomy places the organism in Eukaryota, Fungi, Ascomycota, Eurotiomycetes, Onygenales, Arthrodermataceae. Gene Ontology annotation, molecular function: amino acid transmembrane transporter activity. Gene Ontology annotation, biological process: amino acid transmembrane transport. Gene Ontology annotation, cellular component: membrane. The record is from RefSeq and is a predicted model, not a curated record.
AUGGCAGACGAGAUCAAGCCGUCCGUCGUUUAUGACAGCCGUGAUGUGGAAAAGUCGAGCUCGCCAGGCGCAGAGAAGAGCGACGGAGCUGCGCUGGUGGUAUCAGACAAGCUCGCCCGCCAGCUUUCUGCUCGCCAGGUGCAGAUGAUUGCCAUCGCCGGCACGAUUGGAACCGGACUCUUCUUGGGGACGGGCAAGUCGCUGGCCACCGGAGGCCCUGCGUCGAUGUUGAUAUCGUACUCCAUCGUGGGAGCCAUCGUCUUCAUCACGAUGCUGUCUCUCGGUGAGAUGGCCACCUUCAUCCCCAUUGCCGGGUCUUUCUGUACAUAUGCUGGACGCUUCGUGGACGAUGCCUUUGGCUUUGCUCUGACAUGGAACUACUGGUUCAACGACGCGGUUUCAACGGCGGCAGACUUGGUUGCUCUGCAGCUUCUGCUGAAGUACUGGACUGAUUCCUUUCCAGGAUGGGCUUUCAGUCUCGUCUUCCUCUUCGUCCUGAUCGGACUGAACAUCGUGUCCGUCAGAGCAUACGGUGAAAUGGAAUAUAUCCUCAGUUUGCUCAAAGUUAUCACUAUAGUCGUCUUCAUCAUCCUUGGGAUCGUUGUCAACUGUGGCGGUAAUGUGGACCAUCAGUAUAUUGGCGGCAGCUUCUUCCUCAAGGGAGAUGCUCCCUUCGUUGGUGGAAUUGGUGGCUUUGCCUCCGUGUUCGUCACGGCCUCAUUCGCAUAUGGAGGAACGGAAUCCAUUGCCAUCACCGCUGGAGAGACCAAAGACCCCACGCGCAACAUGCCCAAGGUGAUUCGCAACGUAUUCUGGCGAAUCCUCAUCUUCUAUAUCCUCGCCAUUCUCAUGAUUGGUCUCAACGUCCCGUAUGACUACCCAGAGUUGACCACCAAGGACUCCCGGACCUCCCCCUUUACCAUCGUCUUCCAGCAGGCAGGCAGCCAUGUUGCAGGCAGCUUCAUCAAUGCCGUCAUCGUAACCAGCGUUCUCUCAGCCGGCAACCAUGCUCUGUUCGCCGGCACAAGGUUGCUCUACACCCUCGCCGUGAAUGGCCAUGGCCCAUCCAUCUUCGGGAAGCUUAACCGGUGGAAGACCCCGUGGAUUGCUGUCAUAGGCACAUCUGCCAUCAGUGGGCUUUGCUUUGGAGCAAGCUAUAUCGGCGCUGGUCAGCUGUGGACCUGGCUACAGAACAUUGUCGGUGUAUCCAAUCAACUCUCCUGGAUGGCCAUUGGAUAUUCCUCCCUCCGGUUCCGCAGGGCCGUCCGCCGGCAGAACCUCGAGCAUCUGCUCCCCUUCAAGAACUGGACCUACCCUUGGGGCCCCUUUCUGUCUAUCGGCCUUAACGGCGUGCUCAUCCUCGUCCAGGGCUGGUCAUCUUUCAGCCCUGAAUUCAAGCCAGUGGACUUUGUCAGCUUCUACAUCCAGAUUCCCGUCAUCUUGCUCAUGUUCCUAAUCUGGAAGUUUGCGGUCAAGAAGUCGAAAUUGGUCAAGCUCGAGGAGAUGGAUCUGUUGACCGAUAGGUACGAGGAGGCUCGUGUGGCUGGCGCUGCGGAUCUGGGCGCCUCUUCUGCCGUGGAGUUAACCGAUGGUUCCAAUAAAUGGCAGAAUAAGCUAAAGAGGGCUGGGCAAUGGGUAUUUUUGUAA